UUAAUAAUAUAGAUUAUAUAAUGUUAACAUUGAACUACAUCUAGAAUCUAGAUCUAUGACUAGGCUUAGAUCUAGCUAGACCUAGUUCUAGAUAGAUAUCUUAAAUAUCUAGAUCUAGAUUUAUAAAUAACUAGAUCAGAUGUAGAUCUAGCUAGACGAUAGUAGCAAAUUACAUAGAUGAUUAUGAUGAUACUAUUACUAUUAGUACUAUUGUCAAGUAUUGAGUCACUAUCUAUUGACUAAUGACUAAUAAUAAAAUUUAGUAGAGUCUGCUGCCUUUUCACAAUGACAAUAUUUUUUUUAGUCUAACUUAUUAGACUAAGUCACUAACUAACACUCGAUUGACGACAAGUGUCUCAAGUCACUCAAGACUAACACUAAAGUUGACUAACAGACGAACAGUAACUUUAAGUAAUAAGUCAGAUAAUCAUAAUACAAAAACAGAGGAUCAGAUCUACUCUUCUGUAAAUUUAAAUCUAGUUUUUCUCUGCUUUUAAAUCUAAAAAUGUCUGCAGUUUGUCUUGUUCAAGGGGCUAGCCGUGGCAUAGGUCUGCAGUUUUGUAAAGCUUUAUUAAUGAACAACAAGACUCAGGUGAUAGCUACUUGUAGAAAGCCAUUAGAAGCCACUGACCUGCAACAGCUAAUGAAGGACAAUAGCCAGAGACUUAGUGUAUUAAAUAUUGAUGUCACUAAUGAAGGCACCAUAUCAGCGGCUGCUUCUCAAGUGGAACAAAGUCACGGCAAACUUGACCUGCUAAUAAACUGUGCUGGAAUAAUCCAUCCUUCUAAAUUGGGAGAAACAAGUCUUAAAGCUGUGACUAGUCAGGGUUUACUGGAAACUUAUCUGGUGAAUUCUGUCGGGCCUCUGUUGAUGGCAAAACAUUUUGCUGCACUUUUAAGUAAAGGUCAAGGUCUCAUUGGGAAGCAGGCUGCAGAUAAGAAAAGUCAGCAUUCUUCUGUGUUGGUCAACAUGAGUGCAAAAGUGGGCUCCAUUAGUGAUAAUGCUUUAGGCGGCUGGUACAGCUAUCGCAUGUCUAAAGCAGCUUUGAACAUGGCCACCAGGAAUCUCAGCAUCGAGUUGACCAGGGGACAGAAAAAAACUGUGUGCAUUGCAUUGCAUCCUGGAACUGUGGAUACGGAUCUCUCUCGGCCAUACCACAAGAAUGUACCAAAGCUACUAACUGCUCAACAAACUGUCGAAUUUAUGCUGAGUGUUAUAAACAGCUUAAGUUUAGAGGAUUCUGGAAAAUUCUUCACUUAUGAGAGAUCUGUCUUGCCAUUUUAAAUAGUUCCAUUUUAUUAGGUUUAAAAUGAAUACUCAGCUGAUUAAGAGAAAAUGAGAUAUUUUGGAGUGUUGAACUAAAACUGACCAGUGACUAAUAAUCAAUUUGGAAAAGAAACAAUUUGAUAUCUUUUAAAUCUAGGUAAAGCUUCACCUUCAGGAUCAAAGAAAUGCAGAAUCUCAUUUCCUAUGCAUGAUUUCAAAUUUUUUGUAGCUCCCACCAUGAAGAAUUAGUAAUUGUGUAUAUUUAUUUCUUUGUUUUGGACUGUGAAGUUGUAUAUAUAUAUAUAUAUAUAUAUAUAUAUAUAAUCUCUGAAACUAUUUGGGUGUAGACUUUUAGUCGAAAAUUUGUACAUGAAUAAAUUAAUUUUUUUUAUGGCAUUUUAUAUGUAGUUAAAAACAAUGUGAAGUGUUUUCAUUUCAUGUUAAUAAUAAAUAUACAUCUUUUGAUAUUUAUCUUAUCUUUUAUGUACAGUUGUUAUAAUAAUCAAUCUAGAAAAUUAUUUAAACAAUAAAUUUUUCAACAAAAUCA
This is a messenger RNA of Biomphalaria glabrata, 1814 nucleotides long. Its product is annotated as C-factor-like. NCBI's taxonomy places the organism in Eukaryota, Metazoa, Mollusca, Gastropoda, Planorbidae. Bases 506 to 1285 code for a protein of 259 amino acids. The record is from RefSeq and is a predicted model, not a curated record. The transcript is spliced from 6 exons.